AAAUGCUACCUUCAGCUCUACUGAUACGGACAACAUUAUAAACUCCAAACCGGCAAAACCAUUAUCAGUUUCAUGGAACCGUGUCGUCCCCAUCAAACUGAAAGCCACACAAAGGAAUGAGGAAAUUGCGUUGCAAAUACAAUUGCAUUCGCGUCCUUAUAAACUGAAAGUUUCAUGUCGUCGUGUGGUAAAUAUCGUACAGGACAUGGGUAUGUCAAUGGAGAUUCACGUGUUGCUGUUAGUUCUCCUGCUUGCUGUGAAAGCUCUCUCUCAAGGAAAGACGACGUUGCUGAGGAUAGACUGUGGAGCGGAAUCAAGCUAUGACACAUUUGAUGAUGGAAGCCACUGGGAGGCCGAUGAGAACUACAUCGCAUCGGGCACAAACGAGAACGUCUCGACCAACAGCCUCACCAGAUUAACCCAACUCAACACCCUCCGAGUCUUCAAGAAAGGAAGCCGCAACUGCUACACUUUACCAACGCCAACGGCAACGAGGUACUUCAUCAAGGCCUCCUUCUUUUAUGGUAACUACGACGGGCGCUCCAAGGGGCCAACUUUCGACCUUCAGUUCAAUGGAAACAAGUGGGCAACAAUCGAGACCUCCUCCACAACAAUCCAGUACCAGGAGGUGAUCCACACGAGCCAAGGGUCGAACAACGUAAGCAUCUGUCUGGUCCGGACUGAGGACAAGCAGUUCCCGUUCAUCUCGACUCUUGAGAUUUGGCCUCUGGCUGAGAAUAUGUACUAUGGUAUGAAGAGGGAUCUAGCGUGGAUCAAGAGUUACCGAUACAACUAUGGAGCAGAACAAACCAAGUGGAUAAUAGGGUACCCUGAUGACCCUUAUAAUCGGGUGUGGGAACCAUAUAUUCCAUCAGGCUUGACUCAAGUGACCUCUACUGCAUUUUCGAUCGAGUACACCAGUGUAAAUUUUCCGCCGGAUGAUGCAAUAACUGUCGCAGUUGAAGCGCAGGACCUCUCAGACCCUAUCGAUCUACAGUUCACAUUCGCCACAACCAAUAACCUCACCUACAUCGUCUUCUACUUCACCGAGGUAAGCUUCCUGGGUGAAAACGAUACAAGAUACAUCGAUAUCUACAUCAAUAACAAUUUCUUGAUGACUCUGGUCCCGGAGUACGGGAACUGCUCAUGGGCAUGGGCCACCGCGCAGUCGAUCGACUCUUUAAUGAUUCAGUUGAAAGCAAAUGAAAACUCCACGCUCCCUCCUGUGAUAAGUGCCAUCGAAGUGUACACAGCCAGUGGGGAUGGAAACCCGAGCUUGCCCAAUCCAAAGAGGAAGAAGAACCUGGCUCUGAUUAUCGGCUUAUCGGUUGGCUUACCUGUAGGUCUCUUGCUUAUACUUGUCUCUAUUUAUUUCAUAAUAUGGAGGAAGCCGAAUCCAGUCCAAGGGCAGGUCACGAUAGCUACUGUAAGUCGGCCUAAAAAUGGUCAUGAUCAAGCUCAAGCUCAAGCUCAAGCGAAGCCUCAAGACGAGAGCAUGUCAAUGAGCACGACAAUUGCUAGCACACAGGGGCUACUUCGGCCAUCACAGAACAAUAUCGUCAACGAUCAUCAUCGUCAACCAAUCGACACUCAAGAGAACGUUGGAUCAUCCUAUGUCACCUUAGCCACAAGCCGCCCACCCCAGCCAAACAAUCAGUCCCUGACAGUGGCAACAGGAAGCUCUAGCACAGUGAAUGGAAAUCCCGGGAAUCAAGAUCUGGCAUUGCAGGCACCGGAUUUCAACCAAGAGGAGCUCAAUAAGCUGCUCGAGUUGCAUAGCAACAGAAACAGAACAUCAUAGUAGUUUCCUGCUGCAGUGUAACGCAUUUUAACCUCACGAGGAAUAAACAUUAUCUUUCUACAUACAAUUAUUCAAUUCAGAUCCUCAUGUCAAUAUUUUCUGGCA
Molecule: messenger RNA, 1906 nt
Organism: Punica granatum (pomegranate)
Lineage: Eukaryota; Viridiplantae; Streptophyta; Magnoliopsida; Myrtales; Lythraceae
Source: RefSeq, a predicted model, not a curated record